This is a messenger RNA of Penicillium canescens, 1620 nucleotides long. RefSeq lists its product as uncharacterized. Gene Ontology annotation, molecular function: carbohydrate:proton symporter activity. Gene Ontology annotation, cellular component: membrane. Lineage: Eukaryota; Fungi; Ascomycota; Eurotiomycetes; Eurotiales; Aspergillaceae. The coding region runs from base 1 to 1620 and encodes 539 amino acids. The transcript has 11 exons. Gene Ontology annotation, biological process: transmembrane transport; carbohydrate transport. The record is from RefSeq and is a predicted model, not a curated record.
AUGGCUUCAAUCAAGCCUAUGACUGAGAACAUUGAGCAUUCCAUCGCCACAAAGGGGAUGGAAGCUCACAUUGAGAAAGUUAACAUCCCUAUCAUGCGUACCAAGGAAGAUGACCUUGGUGUAUGGCAGAGUGUAAAGAGAUACAAACGGGUGUCCGCCUUGGCAAUGAUUGCAGCGUUCAGCGCCUCGCUGGAUGGCUACCAAAUCAAUCUUAAUGGUGGCAUCGUCGCCAACAAGGGCUUCAUCCGUCAAAUGACCUCUUCUGAGACAAAGAUCAUCAACAGCAAAUAUGUCUCCGCGUGGGGGGAAUCCAGGCUGCUGGUCAAACAAUCGGUCAAAUUGUGUCUUCUUCAAUACGCCACCGAAAAGUUUGGUCGAAAAGUGGCCUUUUACAUCCUAACCGUCUUCCUUACGGCGAGUAUCUUCGCAGAGUCAUUCGCUACUGGUUGGGGUACCUGGCUUGGGGCAAAACUCCUCUCCGGCUUAGGAGUUGGCAUGUUACAGGCCACUCUGCCUUUCUAUAUCUCAGAGAUCGCACCCACCCAAUUGAAGGGCUUCCUUAUUAAUGCGUAUACUUUCUGGUUUGUUUUAGGACAGCUGUUUGCUUCAGUAGCACUCAACAGACUCAAUGCUCAUGAUCCAUAUGACUUCCGAACCGCUAUAUAUACUCAGUGGGCGAUGAUCGGGAUUUCCAUCGUCAUUAUCGUCUUCAUUAUUCCAGAAUCUCCGUGGUGGCUAGUCAGCAAGGAUAAACAAAAUCAGGCGACCAAGAUCCUUCAGCAGUUCUAUGGCCGUGUAGAAGGAUAUGAUGUUCAGGAGAAAAUAAACGCCAUGGUGGCCACUGUCGCUGCGGAGCGCCGUGCUGCGAAAGAAAACGCACAAGAAGGAUGGUUGUCUAUUUUCCGCGGUAGGAACGGUGUCCGAUUCAUUAUUGCAGCAUGGCCAAAGAUCACGCAACAGUUCGUUGGACUAUCUGUGUUCAAUACUUAUGCUACCUACUUCUUCCAAUAUGCUGGCAACAAGAAUCCAUUCCUCGUGACCCUGAUCCUCUCUUGCGUACAAAUUAUCUCAAUGAUCUUCACCUCGACGCUCACGGACCGCUUUGGCCGUCGCCCCCUUACCGUGUGGCCGUACGCUGUCACAGUUUUAUCUGUUCUAUGCCUCGGCAUAAUCGGGUGCUUUGAUUACACCCAGAAAGCUACCAGCUCCCUUUUGAUCUUCUUUGCAUGUUUGGCAACCUUUACAACGACGGGUGCCUCCGCUAUUGGAUAUGCCUACGCAGCUGAAGUUCCAAGACAGGCCCUGAGAGCGCAAACAGCUGGGUGGUCUCUGGCUUCUUCUAACUUUCUCUCAAUCAUGUUCAGCUUCUGCACACCCUUGAUGAUUAAUGGGAAUGCACAUUGGGGCGUCAAGACCGGCUUCUUCUUCGCAGCUACCGGUUCUAUCGCCGUGGUUAUUGGCUGGUUCAUUUUGCCCGAAGUAACGCUCCGAACGCCAGCCGAAAUCGAUGAAUUGUUUGAAAAGAAGGUGAACUUCCGUAAGUUCAAGGGACAUGUCACCGAUGUUGAGGUUAUUGCGAGGGCGCAUUCUGGAGUAGUCCCACAGUCUGGUUUUGUGUAA